This is a messenger RNA of Pygoscelis adeliae (Adelie penguin), 2174 nucleotides long. RefSeq names its product protein phosphatase, EF-hand calcium binding domain 2 (gene PPEF2). Bases 1 to 2013 code for a protein of 670 amino acids. The record is from RefSeq and is a predicted model, not a curated record. Gene Ontology annotation, cellular component: nucleus; cytosol. NCBI's taxonomy places the organism in Eukaryota, Metazoa, Chordata, Aves, Sphenisciformes, Spheniscidae. Gene Ontology annotation, biological process: detection of stimulus involved in sensory perception; negative regulation of MAPK cascade. The transcript is spliced from 16 exons. Gene Ontology annotation, molecular function: protein serine/threonine phosphatase activity; calcium ion binding; iron ion binding.
AUGGGAUCUGGUAGUUCUGUAAAUGCCAACUACAAGUACUCCCUGCAGAAGUCUGAAAAUGCUUUCAAGGCAGCCGUCUUGAUCCAACAGUGGUACCGGCGCUACGUCGCUCGGCUGGAAAUGCGCCGACGUUGUACCUGGAGAAUCUUUCAAUCCAUUGAGUACGCUUGCGAGCAGGAUCAGAUCAAGCUUCACAACUUCUUCAGUUACCUCAUUGACCACUUCACGCCAAGCAGCAGUAAAGAGAGGGAUUUUAUCAGUCGCAUGUUCAUAAGUGGGGAAAGCUUCAAAGAGGCAGAGCUGGAAAAAUACUGUGACUAUGAAUCCAUGGAGGUGCCAGACUCCUACACUGGACCCCAUCUCUCUUUCCCACUCCUUCCUGACCAUGCGACUGCCUUGCUGGAAGCUUUCAAACAGAAACAACAGCUCCACGCUCGCUAUGUCUUAAACCUUCUGCAUGAGACCAGGAAGCACCUCAAGCAGUUGCCAAACAUCAGUCAUGUCUCCACCUGCUAUAGCGAGGAGGUCACCGUGUGUGGAGACUUGCACGGCCAGCUGGAUGACUUGUUCCUCAUAUUUUAUAAGAACGGCCUUCCUUCCCCUUCCAAGUCCUACGUGUUCAACGGGGACUUUGUAGACAGAGGCAAACAGUCCCUUGAGAUCCUCCUCAUCCUCUUUACCUUCCUCUUGAUCUAUCCAAAGGAGGUUCAUCUCAACCGUGGGAACCAUGAGGACCACGUGGUCAACUUACGCUACGGUUUCACCAAGGAAGUAAUGCAGAAAUACAAGGUGCAUGGGAAAAAAAUCUUGAAAAUGAUUCAGAAUGUCUUCUGCUGGCUGCCCCUGGCCACCCUGAUUGAUCAGAAAGUCCUCAUUAUACACGGGGGCAUCUCUGACACCACUGACCUGGACAUGCUUGAGAAAAUUCAUAGGAACAAAUCCCAGCCGGCCCAGACUCCUAGCAAGGCCAACAGGCUGGAGUUCUCCAAGUGGGUCCGGCAGACGGUGCAGGAGCAAAUCGAGUGGUGCCGCCGGCUGGCUGACAUCAGCGACUCGGAGGAGGAGGAGGAGCUCACCUGUGCCAGCGCGGUCUCCUUGACAGAUUUGGAUGGGCCAUGCUGGACUCGCCAGGAGGAGUGGAAGCAGAUUUUAGACAUUCUCUGGAGUGACCCCAUGCCUCAGGAGGGCUGCAGAGUAAAUACAGUGCGAGGUGGUGGCUGCUACUUUGGGCCUGACGUGACAGGGAAGAUCCUUGAGAAGUACAACUUGCAGUUCCUCAUCCGCUCCCACGAGUGCAAGCAAGAGGGCUACGAGUUCUGUCACAACCGGAAGGUGCUGACCAUAUUUUCAGCCUCAAACUACUAUGAGAUUGGCAGCAACAGGGGAGCCUACGUGAAGCUGGGACCGGACCUCGUCCCCCAUUUUGUUCAGUACCAAGCGAACAAGAUGGCCCAUACUCUCACCAUGACCCAAAGAAUCAGCAGAGUAGAGGAGUCAGCCUUUCGAGCCUUGCGGGAAAAGCUCUUUGCUCACACCUCAGCCCUCAUCAGCGCGUUCAAGGCGUACGAUAAGGACAAUACGGGAAGGAUCACGCUCAGCAACUGGGCAAUGGCAGUGGAGUCAGUCUUGCACCUGGGAUUGCCUUGGCGAAUGCUGAGACCACAGCUGGUGCGCAGCACAGCAGACGGCAUGCUGGAGUACAAGUCCUGGCUUGAUGACUUGGCCGUGGAGCAGCGGAGCCAAGAGCACAUCCAGUCGAGCUUGCUGGAAGUCAUUUAUCGAAACAGAUCCAACUUGGAGACCAUAUUCAGGAUCAUAGACAGAGAUCAUUCAGGUCUCAUCUCAUUUGAGGAAUUCCACCAAACCUGGAAGCUGUUCAGCUCCCACAUGAACAUUGAACUCACGGAUGACGGCAUCAAUGACUUAGUUCGCAGCAUUGAUUUCAAUAAGGAUGGAAACAUCGACUUCAACGAGUUCCUAGAAGCCUUCCGCCUUGUCAAACAGUCACAGUAGUGAGAACUUGGUGAGGGUUGCCAUGUCCGAUGCCUUGACUGUCUGCGAAGCCGGGGGACUGCUUCCUACCUAACUGCAGACGCAAAGCAGGGAAAGGGAAGGCAGGUACCUGUAGCAUUUAUUGGUUGAAAACAGUGAGUGCCGUAGCCCACAGCUGUGAU